CAACCUCUCAAAGGAAUAGAUUAGUAUAAGAGGAUAUAAUCAGUAAUGAACAAUCUGUAAAUGUGUUCGUGUUCAACGCCUCUUGUUCUCCCUCCCAUCGAUCAGAUAUAAUUGACCGGAAUAGGAGGUAGGAGCAGAUCUGGAGAAUCACAUUCUCCUCUUCAUGGCUUCGUGAUCCUGUUGAAAAUUCAGUUGCUCGAUGAAAUCCCUCCUCUAAUUUUGAGCUAAUUUGAGUUAUUUGAUCUUCUACUUUGGAUUAAAGAUGGUUUUUUGGGAAGGAUAUGUGAGCGACGAAGCUAUGGGUACUUUUGCCCCAAUUGUGGUGUACUGGUUAUAUGCCGGAUUUUAUCAGUUGCUGCCGCCUUUGGAUAGGUACCGCUUACAUACCAGAAAAGAGGAGGAGGAGAAAAAUUUGGUGCCGCUUGCCAUGGUGGUUAAGGGUGUUUUGCUUCAACAGCUUGUUCAGGCCACAGUUGCUCAUGUUCUUUUCUUGUUGACCUCGACAGCAGAUGUUUCAGGGGUCACAUUCCAGCCAUCCAUUCCCUUCCAAAUUGUGCAGAUCAUUCUUGCAAUGCUUGUCAUGGACACAUGGCAGUACUUUGUGCACCGCUAUAUGCAUCAGAACACAUUCCUUUAUCGCCAUAUCCACUCGCAGCAUCAUCGGCUGGUGGUACCUUAUGCAAUCGGCGCCCUCUACAAUCACCCACUUGAGGGUCUCUUGCUUGACACACUUGGUGGGGCCCUCUCUUUUCUAGUCUCAGGAAUGACUGCAAGAACAGCGGUUAUUUUCUUCUGCUUUGCAGUGGUUAAAACUGUUGAUGAUCACUGUGGACUUUGGUUGCCUGGCAACAUCUUCCACUUAUUCUUCAAGAACAACACUGCUUACCAUGACAUCCAUCAUCAACUACAAGGGACAAAGUAUAACUAUUCUCAGCCAUUCUUCUCCAUAUGGGACAGACUUCUCGGGACACACAUGCCCUACAAUCUUGUGAAGCGACCUGAAGGGGGUUAUGAGGCAAGGAUAAAGAAAGAUUAGUGCAUCAUGAUAUUUAUGUCUUGUGUAUUAUCCGUCGCUCACAGCUUAACACCUUAAUGCUUUUCCGGACAUGGUUGACCCGUACUUGGGAAGAUGGAUUAAAUUUGUUUUGGUUUUCAGGCUUUCAAUCCUAGGCUUCUCACAGGAACUCAUUUGGCAGUUCAUCCUUUGUGUAGUUUCUUGAGGAGGUAUUCCACGCCAUUGUUUAGAGUAAUUCACCUGCCAUAUCGAUUGUAAUUGUGCUGUUCUAGACUGUUAAUAAUGUAGCAUAUUUAUCUCACGUAUUUCAUAUGUAGAUCAUUGUUUGUGAAGAGAUUGUAAUGAGGUUAUAUUAGAAUCUCACUUUUAUUUUACUAUAUUUGAAACUGCUGCUGGAUGCUUCUUUCACCUUA
Tripterygium wilfordii is the source of this 1428-nucleotide messenger RNA. Its product is annotated as very-long-chain aldehyde decarbonylase GL1-9-like. Gene Ontology annotation, molecular function: iron ion binding; oxidoreductase activity. Gene Ontology annotation, biological process: lipid biosynthetic process. The record is from RefSeq and is a predicted model, not a curated record. NCBI's taxonomy places the organism in Eukaryota, Viridiplantae, Streptophyta, Magnoliopsida, Celastrales, Celastraceae. The transcript has 3 exons. Bases 263 to 1036 code for a protein of 257 amino acids.